AACCUGCACCUCAACAGAUCUGGGAUUAAUUCUCCACAUUUCACAGAUUAAUGUAAUCUCACACAGGAGUAGAGAUUAGCCCUGGAAUUUUCUUUGAUAAACUUUGGAUUGAUCACAUAUAUUUCUAGAUUGAUCUGGGAUUAUUAUCUCAGUUUAUGUCCAACACAGAUUAUUCAUUGUUUUAUAUAAAACGUGUUGAUGUGUUUUAAAUGAAUAGGGUCUGAUGUGUUGACUCUUCAUAUAACUCUACCUGUAACAUUAGAUUGAAUGCAGAGGUCAGCAGCUCAACAGGCUCAGACUGCAGGUCCUUAAAAUAAACCUGAAGUAGCACCCACACCCUCCCCAAACAACCACCCACCCCCACACAGUGUCAUGUGCAGACUCCAUUACAGAAUGAAAACAGACACAAACAGAUGGACGCGUUUUAACUUGGGGGAAACGCUGUAUUAACAAAGAAUAACUUGAAAACAAGUUAGUUUCUGACGGUGAAACUCUGUCAUCCUCCAUCAUGGCGGCAGCCAGCAUCUCUCAGUCUGGCUCAGCAGCUCCCAGUCUGAGCUUUGAGGAUUAUUCUAUCUACAGUAACCUGAGUGAUGACGAACUGCUGCAGCUCGCUGUUGAACGCAGUCUGACUGACACGCACUGUGCCAACACCAACCCAACCAGCAACACAACCAGCAACGCAACCGGCAAUACAGCUGCUGCCGCUGCCACACCUCUUCACUGCCAACCUACAGCCAGAAACACCAACCAACCCAAUCUCAGCUUCCAUAAUCCAGCUCCUGCCCAGACCACUGCACACUACAGUUCUCCAAACCCUCCGACUGAAAAGCCUCCUGAUCCGAAGACGUUUGAUGGGACAAUCAGUCGCUUCAUGACAGGUUCUGGAAAGAGGAUGGUGGCUUAUCGCAGACCUGAUGGCAGUCUGGUCCACAUCGCUCCAGAGCCUGAAGAGGAGGAGGAGCCUCUGUUCAAAGCGAUCCGUGUUGGAGAUGCGAGCAGAGUGAAAGCGUUAGUGAUGCAUCCGGGAACCAACCUGAUGCUGCCGAGUAAACCGGGCUGGCUCGCCAUUCAUGAGGCGGCAUGGUAUGGCCAGGACACCUGUCUGAGAGUCUUGCUGUCAGCUCAGCCUGGGAUGAUCAACAAGCGAACAGACCGCGGUGAGACGGCGCUGCUGGUUGCUGUCAGCAAAGACCAGCAACAAUGUGCUCAGGUGCUGCUGGGAAACGGAGCUGACCCUGAUAUCCCAAACUACGAAAAAGAGACUCCGCUUUAUAAAGCAUGUGAGAGGAACAGUGCUGCAAUGGUGGCGAUGUUGCUGAACCAUGGAGCGGUGGUGAACACUCCUUGUAUUCUGGGUUGGACCGCACUGCAGGAGGCUGUGGUUCGAAACAAUGUGGAGAUCUGUGAGAUGCUUGUGAAGGCCGGAGCCAAACACAACCUCACCAACAUGUACGGCAUCUCAGCGUUGUUCAGUGCAGCUCAGACCGGGCAGGUUGCUGCCCUGCGUUUCCUCCUUAAACAUGGUGCAGAUGUCAACAGUCAGGCUGCUGAUGGAGCCACUGCUCUGUAUGAAGCCGCUAAAAAUGGACAUGAGGAAAUUGUGGAGCUCCUCCUCUCACAAAAUGCAGAUGCCAACAAACCAGGAAAAACCGGAUUAUUACCACUUCACAUUGCUGCCCAGAGAGGAAGUGACACUAUUGUCUCCAUGUUGAUCCCAGCCACCAGUAAGGCCAGAGUCCGGCGGACCGGCAUCAGCCCACUCCACCUGGCAGCGGAGCGUAACCGUGACAAUGUGCUGGAGGCUUUGAUUGAGGCGGGCUUCGACGUCAACGCUCAGCUGUCUGAAGACAGGUCGAAGCUGUAUGAGGACCGCCGCAGCACGGCGCUCUACUUCUCCGUCAUCAAUAACAACAUUGACGCCACGCGCAUGCUCCUGGCGGCUGGCGCCAACCCGAACCUGGAUGUGUUUAAGCCGCUGAUGGUGGCGGCAAGGCAGGGCUGCAUCCAGACUAUCACCUUGCUGGUGGAGCAUGGAGCUGACAUUAAUGCCGGCAUCCCCACCCACCCCACCACCUUCCCUGCUGUCUACAUGUUCUCCAUGAAGUACCUGCCCAUGUUCAAGUACCUGCUAGACCACGGAGGCCACGCCCUCUCCUGCUUCGACUGUGUCUAUGGCAACCGACCUCAUCCACCGAUCAAAACCACCCGAUCACAGAGGAACGACGAUAGUAGAGUCCUGACAGAGUCCCAGCUGAGGAGAGGCGUUCAGUUCUGUGAGAUGAUCUCAGCCCCCAGUAUCUGUCGGUGGGCGGGGCCAAUCAUUGAUGUUCUAUUGGACUACGUUGGUCAUGUGACUCUCUGCUCCAGACUGGUAGAACACCUUGACAGUUACUCUGACUGGAGUGUCAUCAAGGAGAAGGCAGCUCCCCCGCGGCCCCUCAUGCAGCUCUGCAGGCUGCAGAUUCUGCAGCUUGUUGGACGUCGACGUAUAAAGAGGUUACCUCUGCCUGGAGGUCUGAUCCGCUUCCUGCAGCACCAGGAGAAACUGCUUGAUGACAUGUAACCAGUUUACCCAGUUCUUCCAGUCGAUGAAGUUUACUGGACGACAUGAUGACGAGAGACUAUUUAAAAUUUGUUUGUCCUCCAUACAGAUGAAGUUAGACUGGUUUGUCUAAUCAGUGAGUGAAUCCACAAAUCUCACAUCAUGUCCCAGGAGUUUCCAGGAUUUUUCAGGAGCUCCCAGGUGCUUUUAGGUGUUAAAAUGAAGAAACUGUAACUCUGUAAAAAGAAGUUUGCUCAUUUUUUAAACUCAACUAACUAAAAGGUUUGACUAAAAACUAAAAGCUGCUUGUUGAAGUCACUGUUAGAUAUUUCCAUCUCUUUUUCCAGGAGUUUCCAGGGAGAUUCAGUUCCUCCAACCUACACCUUAAAUAACACCUGAAAUGUUCCCUUGUUUUUUUCUUGAAUUUGUUUCCUUUAAAACUUUUGUCAUCAAAUAAAUCUAACAAGAUGAAUUUUAUGUUGGUGAUGAUGAAGAUGAUGAUGAUGAUGAUGAUGAUGAAGAAGAUGUGACUGUAGGUGAAGCAGCGUUUCAGCUCGGUCUUUAACACCCACAGGAUCCAUCUGAUCCCUGAGACCUCAGAAACAGAAUCACUGUGAUCAAUCUGUUUAAUGAUCAGCUGGAUCAAUACCCACACAGUGAUGUCAGAGCUGAGUGUGUUUAUGAGACAUUAAAUGAGUCGAGUCUCCAUGGCAACUGAAAUCCGAUGUUUUAGUGUGUCAUUAAACAGACCUGAGGUGUUUUUUAAUUAAAGCAGUCUAACAGGUUUACAGUCUGAGUGGAGACGCUGAUCACCGCUCAUGAACCUGAGGAUUUUAAUCACUGAACAUUAUCGAUGACUUCAUUCCCCUUAAACUGCUGUUGUAUAGGACAUUAAACACAUCAACACUGUGAGAGAAAAUCUGCUCAAAGGAAGGUUUCAUGUCAUCGAUAAACUGACUUUAUAAUCGUCCUGAGAUUUUAUUUCAUUUACAAGAAUCUGAAACUGUUUGUUUAAAUACAAAUAUAUUAAAUCUGAUGAUGAUGCUAA
This is a messenger RNA of Lates calcarifer (barramundi perch), 3593 nucleotides long. It is a transcript of the gene asb2a.1, whose product is annotated as ankyrin repeat and SOCS box containing 2a, tandem duplicate 1. NCBI's taxonomy places the organism in Eukaryota, Metazoa, Chordata, Actinopteri, Centropomidae. Gene Ontology annotation, cellular component: ubiquitin ligase complex. Gene Ontology annotation, biological process: protein ubiquitination; ubiquitin-dependent protein catabolic process; intracellular signal transduction. The transcript has 10 exons. The coding region runs from base 509 to 2566 and encodes 685 amino acids. Gene Ontology annotation, molecular function: protein binding. The record is from RefSeq and is a predicted model, not a curated record.